AUGCAAACCCGCUUCGAGACUAUGUGGUCGCGUGAACAGCAGGACAGUAUACAAACUUUUGCUAUAAUCUGUUCCGAGAUUAUCACGAAGAAGUCGGCUUGGGAUCUCGAGAAUCAGGACUACGACAUGGACGAGUUGAUUUACAAGAUCAAACGAGGGGGUCGAUCGCCUAUACGGCCAUCUUUGGAGACCGAUGAUGAGCACAACGCAAGCCUUUCGCUGCUGGUUCGUGACUGUUGGAAUGAAGAGAUUGACGAGCGCCCUUCUUGCACUCAAAUAAGGACGCUCGUUAAGGGACUCAACACAAACAAGUCCUCCAAUCUCAUGGAUCACGUUUUCAACGUGCUUGAGCAAUACGCAUCCAACCUUGAGGAAGAGGUGCAAGCAAGAAUGCAGGAAUUGACAGAGGAGAAGAAAAAGAGCGACAUACUUCUGUACAGAAUGCUUCCAAAGUGA
Cooperia oncophora is the source of this 456-nucleotide messenger RNA. Lineage: Eukaryota; Metazoa; Nematoda; Chromadorea; Rhabditida; Trichostrongylidae. The record is from the annotation of a GenBank genome assembly.